UCGUUCGUGAAAUCGUGCUGGUUAUAAAUAUUGCGUAUUUUACACAACCUACGAGUCAAUCAGGUGAUGCUAUUGGGUCAUGUGAUGCGUCAAGACAAGAAGAAGACAAGAAGGCGUUCAUUCAGUCGCAAUGGCUUCUGCAAGACUACCGUGUCCAGUGGACUUUACAGUCGACCCACAAGAUUCAGCAUAUGAUGGCAUUGUUCUGGUCACUGAUUCCUUGGACAAACUCACCGGGAAACUUGAGUUCCUCAAAGAGCCACUACAGACACUCAAGACCGUUGAUGCUGCUGUUGGAAGUGAUAUAGUUAUCGCAGCAUUGAAGGCUGGUGUAAAGCGCCCUCUAUUAGUCAGAGCUGAAGACAACAGUUUUUCAGAAGCACUACUCGUUUCUGUACUUGGGGCUUUCCACUCUCUGUAUGUUCCCAUUGAGAUACGCGAUAUGAAAACUGAUCGUAUGACUAAAGCAGACCAGCUAGGCUUCUGGUGUCCAAAUGAGUCGGUAGGAGAUCGUGUCAAGAAUUGGUCUGAGGCACUUGAAAGUGGGCGUCUGGUGGCCCGGGAUAUUGGUGGAUCAGACCCUGAACGCAUGGCAGCCCCAAAGGUUAAGGAGUAUAUGCAGGAAUUGUUUGGUGGUGAAACCUCUUCUGUUAAGGUUAAUGUUGUGGAUGAUGAUAAAAUACUGCUUGAAAAAUACCCACUGUUCUCCGCUGUCAAUCGCUGUGCCAAACAUGUUCCUCGUCACAAAGGCUGUGUCAUCAAAUUAGAAUAUGCCGGACAGGGGGAAAUUGAGGAGACACUGAUGCUGGUAGGAAAGGGUGUGACCUAUGACACUGGUGGAGCAGACAUAAAAGCAGGAGGCGUUAUGGCUGGAAUGCAUAGAGAUAAGUGUGGUGCUGCUGCUGUUGCUGGAUUUUUCCAGAUUGUGAAUUUGAUCAAACCGAAAGGUAUCAAGAUUGUGGGUACGAUGGCGAUGGUGCGAAACAGUGUUGGAUCAGAAUGUUAUGUAGCUGAUGAAAUUAUCACUUCCCGUGCCAAGAAGAGAGUACGUAUUGGGAACACUGAUGCUGAAGGUCGCAUGGCAAUGGCCGAUUGUCUUUGCGAGAUGAAAGAGAAGGCCAUCAAAGAGACCAAUCCGCAGCUGUUUACCAUUGCCACCCUGACAGGGCAUGCAGUUCUCGCCAUGGGACCAGAAUAUUCGAUUGUUAUGGAUAACGGUCCUGCUCGUAAGAAGCAAUGUGCUCAGAAUCUUCAGGAAGCUGGAGAAAUAUUAGGCGAUCCAUUUGAAAUAUCAACGAUUCGCAGAGAGGAUUAUGAUUUUCAUUCUGGCAAGUCCGAAUAUGAAGACGUCCUUCAGUGUAACAAUCUGCCGUCAUCAAAGACUCCGAGGGGACACCAAGGGCCUGGAGCAUUCCUCAUCCUAGCCUCCGGACUAGAUCAGCACGGCAUCGAUGGUGAAAUUCCUCUUCGCUACUCUCACCUGGAUAUAGCCGGGUCAUCUGGUCCUUUUCCAGGAGUACCAACAGGUGCUCCUAUUGUUGCAUUGGCUGCUAAAUAUCUAAUGCCAAAGUAAAACUAUUCACUUUGAAAUUAUCAAUGACCAACCUCUACCCAGAUAUCAAUGUAAAUCUACUGUUGUUUUUUUUUUAAAUUGAGGCUUUUGAUCGCAUGAUGAAUGUAACCUUAGCGCCGAUUUGCUCAUCUGUGACCGUCUAGAGUUCUUUGGAGGACGUCGUAUAAUUUUGCCCUAAACCACGUAGAAUGAGAAUUUUGCCGGAUGCGCAGAAGAAUUUAUGUUACAUCAUUACGUCUCCAAACAUACCGUUGUGCAAUCAAAAGCUCCAUUGCUAAUAAACACUUCUUAUUUAGUCGAUAUCAAAUCAAAUUUAGUUCUCGAAUGAACUAAAGAAAUAUAUUUUUCAGAUUCAAUUCUCUAUAUUAUUAUAACUUCUAAAGUUUGCUUGCUUUGUAUACGUAGCAUUCAGUAACAGGUUGUCACUUUCAAAAAGGACCAAGGAUGUAGAUUGGCUACAAGCAAUGUUCGAUGGUGCUGUGCCAUUAACUCAAUGUGACCUAUGUUAUAAAAUGAUGUUAUUUUAAAUAUAUAUAUUGUUUUCUUAGUACUGUAUUAGAUAAUUUCGGAGAGCGCCACCAGCGUCUGUUAACCGAUGUACAUCAAAUGAAUGAUCGUAUUUAGUCGAUAUCAAAUAAAAUUUAGUACUCGAAUGAACUAAAAAAAUAUAUUUUUUAGAUUCAAUUUUCUAUAUUAUUAUAACUUCUAAAGUUUGCUUACUUUGUAUACGUAGCUUUCAGUAACAGGUUUUCACUUUAAUAACAGGACCAAGGAUGCAGAUUGAUUGCAAGCAAUGUUCGAUGGUGCUGUGCCAUUAACUCAAUGUGACCCAUGUUAUAAAAUGAUGUUAUUUUAAAUAUAUAUAUUGUUUUCUUAGUACAGUACUGUAUUAGAUAAUUUCGGAGAGCGCCACCAGCGUCUGUUAACCAGUGUACAUCAAAUGAAUGAUCAAUUCAAUGUUUUGAAUUGAUUUUUGCAUGUUUUUUUACUAUGAUCUUAUACAGUUUGUGUUAGAAUAUAAACCCAGACAUUUGUGUCAUGGUAUAUAUUUUUCAUUCCCAAUCAAAAAAACUUUAUAACUUUUUCACGUGAAUUAUUGUUAGGUGGUGGUAAAUAAUGGCAGACAGCAUCAAAAAUUAUAAAACCCGCACAGCUAAUCUGAAAUUGUGCAGUUUUUUUUCAGUACAUCCUAUCAGGGAACAGUUAAAUUUAAAACUGUUAAUUUCACUCUUCCCUGAUUUUAUGUAUGGCUAUAACAAAGAAAAUUUAUAUUAAACGUUUCAGAUUCAAAGCAA
This is a messenger RNA of Anneissia japonica, 2868 nucleotides long. Its product is annotated as putative aminopeptidase W07G4.4. Gene Ontology annotation, biological process: proteolysis. The record is from RefSeq and is a predicted model, not a curated record. Gene Ontology annotation, cellular component: cytoplasm. NCBI's taxonomy places the organism in Eukaryota, Metazoa, Echinodermata, Crinoidea, Comatulida, Comatulidae. The transcript is spliced from 15 exons. Gene Ontology annotation, molecular function: manganese ion binding; metalloaminopeptidase activity. The coding region runs from base 131 to 1573 and encodes 480 amino acids.